Messenger RNA from Ziziphus jujuba (common jujube), 1100 nucleotides. RefSeq lists its product as uncharacterized. Bases 253 to 954 code for a protein of 233 amino acids. The transcript has 2 exons. Lineage: Eukaryota; Viridiplantae; Streptophyta; Magnoliopsida; Rosales; Rhamnaceae. The record is from RefSeq and is a predicted model, not a curated record.
CUUUCCUCCCUACACUUUUUUCCUGGAAAAAUUCUUUUUUUUUAAAAAUAUAUUUUUUUGUUUCCUUUUUUUUUUUAACUCUUUUGAUUUUCUACUCCCACCACUAAACAAAUCAAUCACCUUUCCUAUUAUUCUUGUAGACCAAAGCCCUUUGUUUCAAAGUUGGGUUUCCUUUUUUUGACCUUUUCUUCUACUUUGGGUCCUUGUGUUUCAAAACCCAUUUUUGAGCUCAAAUUUGGGUAAUAGUGGAUUAUGGUGAUGAUGGCGAAGAAACUCUGUUACUGGGGCUUGUUCUUUCUUUGUUGUCAGUUACUGCUUACAGCUCAUGUUUGCUCCAAGAAUCAUGGAAACCCGGCAACUGAUAUUGUCAGCAUUAUCAACCAUAACAGAACAGCACACAAACUUCCAGAGCUAAAUGACAGCCCUGGACUAGGCUGCAUAGCUUUGCAGUAUAUCGAAUUGUGCAAGAGCAACUGCACUAAAAACAAUACUGUAAACUGCAAACCAUCAGAAGAUGACUUCACUGAAGUUUUUGCUCCUAACUGUGGUGUAGAGCUACCCACUUUUGACACCAUUACUGGCCAUAUUGUGGGUUGUCAGUCAAAGUAUCUUGAGCCAUCACUAGCCUAUUCAAAUGUUCUCAUUCGAGAUAAGAGAGCUUUAUCCAUUCUGAGAAACAAAUCACAUUCUGAGGUGGGAGUUGGCAUGGUUGGGGUCCAUAAAGGGCCUUUCUUCUGGUGUGUUCUAUUCAGCAGUGGAAAGACCAACUCCACAUUUGUUCUGGAAGAUCGUGGGGUGGGGAUUAAGCAGAAGAAAGGGUGCUAUAGCGGAAGCAGCAUUCCAUGCAGUGCAGGGCAGAAGGCUGCUGUGUUUUCUAGUAAUGUUAUGAUCAUGGCCAUUCUGUGUGUUUUUCUGUCACAACAAUUGCACUCCAGUUUAUUCAUGACAAUGUGAAAUUUCAUUAGACUAGCUCCAAAAUUUUGUUACUUGUACCUUUAAAGAAAGAGAGCAAUUUUUAUUACUUCAAGUAUUCUUGGAUUUUCUUGAAUUCCUUACGAUAUUUUUAUUUAUUUAUUUAAAUUAUUAUUAUUAUUUUUUUA